Erinaceus europaeus (western European hedgehog) is the source of this 2133-nucleotide messenger RNA. RefSeq names its product limb development membrane protein 1 like (gene LMBR1L). The coding region runs from base 137 to 1615 and encodes 492 amino acids. Gene Ontology annotation, biological process: signal transduction; receptor-mediated endocytosis. The record is from RefSeq and is a predicted model, not a curated record. NCBI's taxonomy places the organism in Eukaryota, Metazoa, Chordata, Mammalia, Eulipotyphla, Erinaceidae. The transcript is spliced from 18 exons. Gene Ontology annotation, molecular function: transmembrane signaling receptor activity.
CGGCGGAUAUUUGGCGUUGAAACGCUGGGAGGAGAGGCUCCCUGACUGGGUCCGGGUGCUCGGCGGCGGCGGCUUCUUCCCCGCUCGUCCUCCCCGGGCCCAGAGACGCCCCUGCCCCAGUCAUGCUGAGCAGAGUAUGGAAGCAGCUGACUACGAGGUGUUAUCCGUGCGAGAGCAGCUCUUCCACGAGCGGGUCCGCGAGUGCAUCAUCUCAACACUUCUGUUUGCGACACUCUACAUCCUCUGCCACAUCGCCCUGACACGCUUCAAGAAGCCUGCUGAGUUCACCACAGUGGAUGAUGAAGAUGCCACGGUCAACAAGAUCGCGCUGGAGCUGUGCACCUUCACCCUGGCUGUCGCCCUGGGCGCCGUCCUGCUCCUGCCCUUCUCCAUCAUCAGCAAUGAGGUGCUGCUCUCACUGCCCAACAGCUACUACAUCCAGUGGCUCAACGGCUCCCUCAUCCAUGGCCUCUGGAACCUCGUUUUUCUCUUCUCCAACCUCUCCCUCAUCUUCCUCAUGCCAUUUGCAUACUUCUUCACUGAGUCCGAGGGUUUUGCAGGCUCGAGAAAGGGUGUUCUGGGCCGAGUCUACGAGACGGUGGUGAUGCUGGUCCUCCUAACCCUGCUCGUACUGGGCAUGGUGUGGGUGGCUUCAGCGAUCGUGGACAACAAGGCUAGCCGGGAAUCCCUCUACGACUUCUGGGAGUACUACUUGCCCUACCUCUACUCCUGUAUCUCCUUCCUCGGGGUCUUGCUGCUCCUGGUGUGCACUCCACUAGGCCUCGCCCGCAUGUUCUCCGUCACUGGGAAGCUGCUGGUGAAACCCCGGGUGCUAGAAGAUCUGGAGGAGCAGCUGUAUUGCUCAGCUUUUGAAGAGGCAGCUUUGACCCGCAGGAUUUGCAAUCCCACCUCCUGCUGGCUGCAUUUGGACAUGGAGCUGCUGCACAGACAGGUCCUGGCUCUGCAGACACAGAGGGUCCUGUUGGAGAAACGAAGGAAAGCGUCAGCCUGGCAGCGGAACCUGGGCUACCCCCUGGCCAUGCUGUGCUUGCUGGUGCUGACGGUGCGUGCUCCAGGCCUGUCUGUGCUCAUCGUGGCCAUUCACAUCCUGGAGCUUCUCAUCGAUGAGGCUGCCAUGCCCCGGGGCAUGCAGGACCCCUCCCUGGGCCAGGCCUCCUUCUCCAAGCUGGGCUCCUUUGGUGCCGUCAUUCAGGUCAUACUCAUCUUCUACCUGAUGGUAUCUUCAGUCGUGGGGUUCUACAGUUCACCACUCUUCAGAGGCCUGCGGCCCAGAUGGCAGGACACAGCCAUGACACAGAUAAUCGGGAACUGUGUCUGUCUCUUGGUCCUAAGCUCUGCACUUCCAGUCUUCUCUAGAACCCUAGGACUUACACGUUUUGAUCUGCUGGGUGACUUUGGACGCUUCAACUGGCUGGGCAACUUCUACAUUGUAUUCCUCUACAAUGCAGCCUUCGCAAGCCUCACCACUCUCUGUCUGGUGAAGACCUUCACCGCAGCCGUGCGGGCAGAGCUGAUCCGGGCCUUUGGACUGGACAGAUUGCCACUGCCUGUUUCCGGUUUCCCCCGGGCAUCUAGGAAGUCCCAGCACCAGUGAUCUCCAGCUGGGGGGUGGGAGGGAGCAAACUGGACACUGCCAUCUGCUGCGCGGCCCUGGAUGGGGCGCCCGAGGGUGGGCAGCCCUCAGGACCUGGAAUAUGAGUGAGUAGGUGGCAGAGGGAAACUGAGCCGUCUGCACUGUUGCAUAAUCUGAGCCAGAGUUUGGGACCAGGCCCCCCUGCUUUUCCAGACUGAACUGUGGGCCUUAGCAUGGGGUGGGGCUGGGGCUGCCUCCUGGUCCCAAAUCCUUUUACACAUCAAUCUGCCUCACUGCUAUUCAGGGCCAUGCCCUAAGCCAUGUUUACAUGAUUUGAUGUGCAAUAGGGUGGGGUGGGGGCAGGGGAGGGUCUGAGCCUGGGGCUGACUUGGGAGGCAGAUUGUCUCCUGGCCUCUGGCCCAGCGGAGCCUAAGCACUGUGUUAUCCUGGAGGGUUUCGGACCACGGGAGCGACGAGGGCAUGGGGAGAAGGAGACCACAACCAUCAGCAAUAAACUUGAUCCCAGGGUUUGCACUGUG